Messenger RNA from Cantharellus anzutake, 719 nucleotides. RefSeq lists its product as uncharacterized. The transcript has 5 exons. NCBI's taxonomy places the organism in Eukaryota, Fungi, Basidiomycota, Agaricomycetes, Cantharellales, Hydnaceae. The coding region runs from base 128 to 613 and encodes 161 amino acids. The record is from RefSeq and is a predicted model, not a curated record.
AAUCCACUCAUGUCGACCAAUCGAAGUCCUCCGAUCCCAGACAAUAUGACCCUUCUACGCCGAUUCGUCCCCUAAUCCAUGGCCAUCUCCCAUUCUCCCUGAGGGGGGCACCGGUGUCUCUCACACGAUGCCCAACGAGCGCAUCAUCCACGGCAACACUGAGAGCCCUGCCACAGGACCUAGCGACGGAAAAAAAACAAUCAUCGCCGCCACAAGACUCGUCCUCCAAACUGCCGCCUCUGCUCUUAAGUUCGUUCCUAUUCCAAAUCUCGAUCAAAUACCAAACAUACUCUUAUCGUGGCUCCAAGUUUACGAGACGAUCGACAACAAUGACGAAAAUCUCAAGGGAUUAGACGACGAAGUUCGAGAGGCUCACGAAACGAUCUUUAGGCCACUCCUGUUGUGGACUGGCCAGGUUCCUCCCGAAAUAGGUGAUCUAAUUCAACAAUUUAACUUAGUUCUAAAGCAACACUUGAAGCAAAUCGAAGCACUCAAACGUCAAAAGCUUGCCAAGAGGAUAAUCCUGGUGACUGAAAUAUCCCAGCAAAUAAAUGCCGUGAAGUUCUGUGUCGCGAUGCUGUCUCCCGUUUCACGACUGCUGCGACAACUCUGAAUCUCCUCCACACAAUUCGGUUAUCGGUGGACUAUGAACUCUCGAAACUCCAAAAAGCAAAUGCGGAAUACUCUACAGUGGAAAGCAAGUCGGAAUGCCUGGAAGA